Ascochyta rabiei is the source of this 273-nucleotide messenger RNA. RefSeq lists its product as uncharacterized. Lineage: Eukaryota; Fungi; Ascomycota; Dothideomycetes; Pleosporales; Didymellaceae. The record is from RefSeq and is a predicted model, not a curated record. Bases 1 to 273 code for a protein of 90 amino acids. The transcript has 2 exons.
AUGGCAAACGACGUUGCGACGCCCACCUUCCAAGAAGCCCUGAAGCAGGACAAGGCCCAGUUCGACGACUGCACCCCCUGUCGUCUUGUUGGCAGCGCAACCUUUGUCGGUCUCGGCGCCUUCACCUACCUGUCUGGGCAUUCUCAGCUCAACGCGCAAGAAGCCGUCAUCCGACAGAGCAAGAGCGUCUUCGGCAUGGCGAGCAGAAGAGCCGCCCUCACCUCGACGAGCGCCGUCUUUGUAGGCCUGGGCGUCUACAGGUGGUUUGCCUGA